AUGGGGAAGACCAUCACUCUUGAGGUUGAGACCUUGGAUAGCAUAGAAAAUGUAAAAGCCAAGAUCCAAGAUAAGGAAGGAAUUCCUCCUGAUCAGCAGAGGCUGAUCUUUGCUGGCAAGCACCUGGAAGAUGGAUCUACCUUGUCUGACUACAUCAUUCAAAAGGAGUCCACUAAUCAUCUUGUGUUCAGACUUGGUGUUAGUGCCAAGAAAAGGAAGAAGUCUUACAUGACUCCCAAGAAGGACGAGCAUUCGAUAAAGGUUAAACUGGUCACCCUAAAAUACUUUACGGUGGGUGAAAAUAGCAAAAUAUCAGUGUCCUCAAGGGAGUGCCCUUGA
Echinops telfairi (small Madagascar hedgehog) is the source of this 339-nucleotide messenger RNA. RefSeq names its product ubiquitin-like. The coding region runs from base 1 to 339 and encodes 112 amino acids. Gene Ontology annotation, cellular component: cytoplasm; nucleus. Lineage: Eukaryota; Metazoa; Chordata; Mammalia; Afrosoricida; Tenrecidae. Gene Ontology annotation, biological process: protein ubiquitination; modification-dependent protein catabolic process. Gene Ontology annotation, molecular function: protein tag activity; ubiquitin protein ligase binding. The record is from RefSeq and is a predicted model, not a curated record. The transcript has a single exon.